Cataglyphis hispanica is the source of this 900-nucleotide messenger RNA. Its product is annotated as protein D2-like. NCBI's taxonomy places the organism in Eukaryota, Metazoa, Arthropoda, Insecta, Hymenoptera, Formicidae. The record is from RefSeq and is a predicted model, not a curated record. The transcript is spliced from 5 exons. The coding region runs from base 89 to 691 and encodes 200 amino acids.
AAGCUGGUGGGGAUACAUGUUUAAAACCUAUCUCUUACGAAUUCUCUCAUUAAUAAUCGUUAUAUCUUCCUGAAAACAGUGUUCAAGAAUGAAGUAUUUAAUAUCAGGAAUUCUUCUCUAUGCUAUUGGUUUCUCAUUAGCCGAUGUAGAAUCGGAAUUUAAAAAAGCGAAAAUUGAGCCUGAUAUUAUAGAUAAAGCACCAAUCGAAAAGAUCGAGGUAAAAUACGGCGAUAAGGUGGUCGAUUUGGGAACCGAGCUGACACCAACUAAAACUCAUGAGAUACCUGAAAUACAUUAUAAACACGAGGGCGGGGUUUUGUACACACUCGUUAUGACAGAUCCUGAUGUGCCGAGGAGGGGAGGAUACAACCGAGAAUUCCGACACUGGCUCGUGGGUAAUAUACCAGAGGAAAAUGUAGCUAAAGGCGAAAUUCUGGCAGAAUACGUCGGUCCUGCUCCGCCAAAAGAUACUGGAAAACAUCGCUACGUGUUUCUCGUUUACAAACAAAAUCAGGGUGCUAUUACCUUUGACGAAAGAAGAUUGAGUACUUGGGAUGGAAGUCAACGAAAGAGAUUUUCCAUCAAGAAGUUUGCAGAAAAAUAUAACUUGGAAGGUCCAAUCGCUGGUAAUUUUAUGCUAGCGGAGUACGAUGACAAUGUGCCUCUCUAUCAUAAGCGUCUGAAUCUUUAAUCAAAAGACAUAUAUGAUAUUAAGCUUUAGAUAAAUGCAUAUAAAAACUUAAAUUUCAUAUAUUACUUUAAAUCUUGCUAAUAAUACUUUUAGAAAAAAAGUAUUUCUUUACUAUUUUUUAAGAUUAUAUUAUAAGAAUAGCAUAUAAAAUUUAUGCCGUUGUUCAAAAUGAAAAAAACAUAAAACUAUAAUAAAUUAAUAAUAGUUAA